AUGAUCCCAAAUGAACAGAGUUUUGGUUCCCUCAUUUUAUCUGGAAAGAUUGAAUCAAGUGAAGUCUCUAAAAGGUUUCAAAUCUUUCUUUUCUAUUGCACGUUGCAACCAGAACCAGUAUUGGGGUGUUUUCGCUUGAGCCGUACGAGACGAAAUUCUCAUAUACGGUUCUUAGAGGGGGAGUCCCUUCGCCUUCGGUUCACCUAUCUCAAUAAAGUAUAUGAUUGGUUCGAGGAGCGUCUCGAGAUUCAAGCGAUUGCAGAUGAUAUAACUAGUAAAUAUGUUCCUCCUCAUGUCAAUAUAUUUCAUUGUCUAGGAGGGAUCACACUUACUUGCUUUUUAGUACAAGUAGCUACGGGUUUUGCUAUGACUUUUUACUAUCGCCCGACCGUCACAGAAGCUUUUGCCUCUGUUCAAUACAUAAUGACUGAAGCCAACUUCGGUUGGUUAAUCCGAUCAGUUCAUCGAUGGUCAGCAAGUAUGAUGGUUCUAAUGAUGAUCCUGCACGUAUUUCGUGUUUAUCUCACAGGUGGUUUUAAGAAACCACGUGAAUUGACUUGGGUUACGGGUGUAGUUCUGGCUGUGUUGACUGCAUCCUUUGGGGUAACUGGUUAUUCUUUACCUUGGGACCAAAUUGGGUAUUGGGCAGUCAAAAUUGUAACUGGUGUACCUGAGGCUAUCCCUAUAGUGGGAUCGCCCUUGGUAGAGUUAUUACGCGGAAGUGCUAGCGUGGGUCAAUCCACUUUGACCCGCUUUUAUAGUUUACACACUUUUGUAUUACCUCUUCUUACCGCCGUAUUUAUGUUAAUGCACUUUUCAAUGAUACGUAAGCAAGGUAUUUCAGGUCCUUUAUAGAGAAGACAGAGCAU
Nymphaea colorata (pocket water lily) is the source of this 869-nucleotide messenger RNA. Its product is annotated as cytochrome b6-like. The transcript is spliced from 2 exons. Gene Ontology annotation, biological process: respiratory electron transport chain. Lineage: Eukaryota; Viridiplantae; Streptophyta; Magnoliopsida; Nymphaeales; Nymphaeaceae. Gene Ontology annotation, molecular function: electron transfer activity. The coding region runs from base 1 to 855 and encodes 284 amino acids. Gene Ontology annotation, cellular component: membrane. The record is from RefSeq and is a predicted model, not a curated record.